GGACGUCAGAGAAUGCCCUUCCCGGUUGGACAAGAGAGCCUGGCUCACGCAAGUGUCAAAGACUCUUCCAAGUUCCGAAGUUGGGUGCAUUCAAUUAAUUUGUCAGAAAGGGAUUUACACACAAUUGCCAUUUAUAAGGGAACCACCGCGUUCAGAGGUGCUGGUCAGAGCCACGAGGGGGCAAUGUCUGACAACAGUGGUGCUGCCAACAGCAGUAGCUGGACUGUCCUCACAGCUGAGGAGACUGUUGCUGAGACACUGAGGCCUGUAGCGGAGGGAACAGAACACCAUGAAAAUACACCCAGUCAUACUGCUGCAGAGAAACCUACAGGUACACCCAGUCAUACUGCUGCAGAGAAACCUACAGAGAGUAGGCCUGGGGAGGAUGCAGUGUCUGCUGAAGAGUCUCACUCUGUGAAGCUACAGCAGGAGACCCAGGAAACACAACCAGAGAGAGACAAGGAUUACACCCCUGUUGUAGAGAGUCCCACCCAUGACCUUCCUUUUGACCCUGCCCCUGACUCCACCCCUGCCCUUGACUCCACCUCUGCUAGUGUUGCUCCUCCGAGCUCUCUGUUAGAAGUCCCCGCCCCCACAGGGCUUGACCCAAAUACACACAGCCAAUCCAGAAGCCUCCCUGGGAACUCAGCCCCUCCCAUCUCUGACCCUGAUUCGUUCUCUGACUCCUACACCCACAUUAGCUCCUCCCCCGAUCUUGAAGAGCCCCCUGCCUUGCUGCUCAACACUGAGCCCCCGGAAGAGGUGGGGCUUGUACAGGAAGCGGAGGGGUAUAUACAGGAUGUGCAUCAUCAUUAUGAAGAGGGGCUUGGGCAGGAAGAGGAGGAGUCUGAUCUGUCUGACAUCAGGGCCAAGACAGACUCCCAUCUGGAAGCGGAGGUGGUGGGGGAGGAGGAGGAAGGGGUGUCAGGGGUGAGGAGGAGGAGGGGGUCUCUCCUGGCGGCUCUGGAGCAGAUCGGAAGGGAGGAGGAAGAAGAGGAGGAGGAUGAGUUCCGGAUUCCGCAGCAGAGGGAGCAAGAGGAGACUGGUUUCUCUCUCAACAAGUGCAUCCUAGGAGCUGUCAUACUGCUGGGCCUCGGAACCAUCAUCUUCUCAGGUGUCUUCCUGGACCUGGAUGGUGCUGUUGUCCUUCCAGAGGGGGACUAUGAUGCCAGGGAGCUGAGAGAAACAGAGGUGGUGGGAAAACAGGAAUGGCUGAAUCCUGAGGUUCCUCUUCCACCACCUGUAGAAGUUGACAGUACAGACCAACUGAAUAAACUGGCUAAAGAAGACCCACGGAUAGCUGUACUGCAAGCCCAACUCCUGGCACAGAAAGAGGAGCUAAAAGUAGCCCAGAAGGAGGCGGAGGAUGGAGGGAAGGAGAGAAAGAAGAGGGAGGAGGUGGAGAGGGAGCACGGUAGGCUGAAGAAAGAGAUGAUGUCACUCCCUGUCCUUCAGAAGGAGAACGAGAGGAUGAAGAGAGAGCUGGAGUCUGUUCCUGUCUUACAGAAGGAUCUAGAGACACUCAGAGCCACAGUGACUGAACUAAAACACAGCACAGCCAAAGAAGCAGCAUCACCUCCAGUCUCUGCCUCUGUCCCGCCCCCCUCUGGCCAAGCUGGGGAUGACAGCCAGAACACAGCCGGAACAAUAGAGAGGAAGGUCAAGAAACCAGGGAAGGGAGAGAAAACAGAGUUGAAGGAAGAGAAGACGGAUUGGAAUAAGGGAGGGAAGACGGAUUGGAAUAAGGGAGGGAAGACUGAUUGGAAUAAGGGAGGGAAGACGGAUUGGAAUAAGGGAAGGAAGACGGAUUGGAAUAAGGGAGGGAAGACUGAUUGGAAUAAGGGAGGGAAGACUGAUUGGAAUAAGGCAGGGAAGACGGAUUGGAAUAAGGGAGGGAAGACAGAUUGGAAUAAGGGAGGGAAGACGGAUUGGAAUAAGGGAGGGAAGACAGAUUGGAAUAAGGCAGGGAAGACAGAUUGGAAUAAGGGAGGGAAGACGGAUUGGAAUAAGGGAGGGAAGACGGAUUGGAAUAAGGGAGGGAAGACGGAUUAUAAGGUUGAAAAAGAGUGGAGAAGUGGAAAAUAUGACCAGGAGAAAGAAGGAAAAGAGGAGAAAGAGUGGAAGAAGAAAGAAGACAAGAAGGGAGAAUGGAAGAAAGAUAAAUCUAGCAGAGGGGAUGAGGGCAAACCAUGGAAGGACAGAGGAAACAAGAUGGAAUGGAAGGAGAAGAGUGAGAAAAAAGACUGGAAGGUGGAGAAAGAUUGGAAAAAGGAAAAACCUGAAAGAUGGAGUGAUAGCAAGGAGUGGAAUGGAGAGAAGAAUGGAAAAGAGGAGAAAAAUCUAAGGAAAGGGGGUUGGAAUGAGGGCAGGGAUGAGUGGAAGGGAGAGAAGAAUGGAAAAGAGGAGAAAAAUCUAAGGAAAGGGGGUUGGAAUGAGGGCAGGGAUGAGUGGAAGGGAGAGAAGAAUGGAAAAGAGGACAACAUUCUAAGAAAAGGAGGUUAUAAUAAGGGCAGGGAUGAGUGGAAGGGAGAGAAGGAGUGGAAGAAAGACAAGGAUGACUAUAAGGACCUUGGCAAAGGAUGGAAGGAGAGAGGAGAGAAAAAGGAGUGGAAGGGAGAGAAAGAUUGGACAAAGAAAGACGUCAGUAAAGAGUGGAAGAGUAAGGACAACAGGAGAGAAAAUGAGUGGUCGGAUGGAAAUAGAAAGAUGGAAGGAUUGAAGGAGGAGAGAAAUGGUGGGAACUGGAAAAGGGACAGGGGGAAUGACAAGUACGAGAAGGACCACCACCACCACCACUACUCUAAGGAAGGGCAGAAAGAGAGGAGAAGGAGAGAAAAGGGCCCUCCCCAAACCCACCGAAGACCCCCCCUUGAGCAACCUGACUACUGGAGUUACCAGAGAGAACGACUGCAGCACAAACCCAACCCUCAAACCCACUGCAGUUCAGUGGAGGCCUGCGCUCAGGCAGAGGGGCUGCUCCCUGUCACCAUGCCGGAGUUUGAGGCCCUGCUCCUGGGUUACCUGGUCAAGGCAGAGAGGGUGGGGGUGGAGGCCUCCAAGAGGGAGGAGCUCAGUAAGCUAACCAAGGAGUUCUUCCGUGACGGAGUGUUCGUUCACGACCAGAUGAGCUUCAAGGACUUUGUGGAGGAUGUGGAGGACAUCUUAGAGGUUAUGGUGGAGGAUGAGGAGGUAGAGGAGGAGGUGGAUGACUUUGAGGAAGAGGCAAUGAACAGGUUUUCAGUUCCAGGGGGAGGAGAGAGGGAGAAGUGGAAGAAGGAUAGUGGGAGAGGACGGGUGUGAUGGAGUGAGAAAGGGAGUCAACGCAUGUCAGGAGGAGCGGAAAGAUAAAGGUGGAGGAAAAUAGAUGGAUGUGCUGCAAGGUAGAAUUUAAGAGGAGCAACACACACAUACACACACAUACAUAUAUAUACACUACCACGGUUCAGAAGUUUGAGGUCAUUUAGAAAUGUCCUUGUUUUUGAAAGAAAAGCACUUUUUUUUGUCCAUUUUAA
This is a messenger RNA of Oncorhynchus mykiss (rainbow trout), 3512 nucleotides long. NCBI's taxonomy places the organism in Eukaryota, Metazoa, Chordata, Actinopteri, Salmoniformes, Salmonidae. The record is from RefSeq and is a predicted model, not a curated record.